Messenger RNA from Paramormyrops kingsleyae, 7270 nucleotides. RefSeq names its product insulin receptor substrate 1-B. Gene Ontology annotation, molecular function: phosphatidylinositol 3-kinase binding; insulin receptor binding. The record is from RefSeq and is a predicted model, not a curated record. Lineage: Eukaryota; Metazoa; Chordata; Actinopteri; Osteoglossiformes; Mormyridae. Gene Ontology annotation, biological process: insulin receptor signaling pathway. Gene Ontology annotation, cellular component: plasma membrane; cytosol.
GGGAGAGAGUGAUGGGGGCUGUCAGCCGGAGUCUGCACCAGUGCAACGCAGCCGACGGGAUUAAACUGCCAAAGCAACUAAGCGAUUAGCAGCGGCCAGUUUUGGGGAGACGUCGCUCGCCGCAUGUGCACGCCUGUCGGUGCCUGUGUGCCUGUUUGUGUGCUUGCGUGUGUGCGCGUGUGUGUGUGCGUGCAGACGGGGGCUCUCUACGCAAAACACCCAGCCGCAAAGACAACAUAAAUUUAAUACUAAUUGCAGGCACAUCCAAGCUCUCCGCUCUUCUGUAGGCGCGUUUCUUGAAGGAGGGAGAGGGAGAAGAGAGGGAGACGUGGUCGGCUAUGAUGAAAGAAAUCAGAUCGCGCAGCGCAAGAAUUUAAAAGCACCCAAGAAAAACAAGAAGCGUGCCGAGCAAUGGAGAGCCAGGCAGUGGAGCAGCAGAGCUACCAGGACGUGCGGAUGUGCGGGUACCUCCGCAAACCGAAAUCGACGCACCGGCGGUACUUCGUGCUGCGGGCCGCCUCGGAACGCGGUCCGGCUCGGCUCGAGUACUACGAGAACGAGAAGAAAUUCCGCAGCAAGGCGCCCGUCCCGAAGAAGACAGUGAGCCUGGAGACGUGCUUCAACAUCAACCGACGGGCAGACUCCAAGAACAGGCACAUGAUCGUGCUGUACACCCGCGGCGAGAGCUUCGCGAUCGCGGCGGACAGCGAGGAGGUCCAGAACGAGUGGUACCAGGCCAUGUUGGACCUUCAGUGCAAAAGCAGGACUCCCAGCGAGGGCAGUGGCGGCGACAUGCCGUCUCCAGGCCCCCCCUUCAAAGAGGUGUGGCAGGUGAAGGUGUGGCCCAAGGGCCUGGGACAGGCUCGGAACCUAGUGGGCGUCUACCGGCUGUGUCUGACGGACAAGACGGUGAGCUUUGUGAAGCUGAACUCAGACGCCGCCGCCGUGGUGCUGCAGCUGAUGAACGUGCGCCGCUGCGGGCAUUCCGAGAACUUCUUCUUCGUGGAGGUGGGCCGCUCGGCCGUGACGGGCCCCGGCGAGUUCUGGAUGCAGGUGGAUGACUCGGUGGUGGCUCAGAACAUGCAUGAGACACUGCUGGAGGCCAUGAAGGCCCUGAGUGAGGAGUUUUGCCAGCGGACUAAGUCCCAGUCAGUGGGGGCUCUUGCCGGUGGCGGAAAUGCCUCCAACCCCAUCAGCGUCCCCUCCCGACGCCACUACCCCAAUCCCCCUCCGAGCCAGGUGGGCUUUACACGGCGGCCUCGCACUGAUCCCCCCGGGACUGGAGGGGGCAGCAGCACCAACACUUCCCCCACUUCUCGCCACAGUUUCCCCAGAGCACGCACGGCAAGCAUUGGGGCUGGGACGGAGGAGGGCGGGGCAUCAGCGGGAGGGUUGGGGUCUGGGUACAGCCUGAGCGGCUCCUGCUCCACCACUCCGAACAUGAGGCUAAAGUCUCGUGCCCCUACUCCGGCCAAAAUCCCGCUGAGUUUAGCUUGUUACUCCUCAAACCCUGUCACCUCCCCGGCACCAAGCCUGUCCUCCAGCUCAGGCCAUGGGUCCGAAUGUGGGAUAACUGGGGCAGGGUUAGGAGUGGCAGGGAUCUAUGCCUAUAGCCGCUAUGUUCCUCAGGGGGUUUCUGGUUCCCCUAGUGACUAUGGCUCAUCAGAUGAGGGUGGCUGCAGCCCUGGCGAGAACUCCUUGCUCACUCCAGACCUCCCGGAGGCUUCAGCUGGAGGUCUGGGCUGCCACUCCCCAUUGGAGGAGCCGUCAAACUACAUUGCAAUGGGCCAGCGGGUCAUUGGCCCCUCACGCAGGCUGCUGCGGCGCUCCUCCAGCCGGGAAUGUGAAGCGGAGCGCCGGCUACAUAGCAAGAGGGCUUCUUUGCCCCCUUCGGCUCUGGAGCGGCCCUUGGCCAGCGAGGCUGGGGGCGAAGAUGGCAAGGCCGAGGACUAUGCCGUCAUGUCCCGUAGUCACAGCAGGGAGUCCUUCACGUCAUGUAGAGACUCUGCCACGGGUGCUACCGGUAGUGGAGGGUAUCUGGACAUAGCAGGGGAGGUUACGGCUAAGGAUGAGGGCCAGGGUGGAGUGGGAGGAGGACGGGCAGGAGGAGAACGGAUGGUGGAUAAUGGGUAUAUGACCAUGUUGCCGGGGGUGACUUCUCCUCCUGUUUCCCUGUCACUUUCCCUUUCACCCGCGGUCUCAGCCCCAAAGGCUGCCGGCAGUGAAGAAUACAUGGCCAUGACCCCCAACAACAGCGUGUCCCCUCCUCGUCACAUCCGGCCCUCAGGCUCUGAGGGGUACAUGGUGAUGUCCCCAAAUAGCAGCUGCUCCCCAGACCAGCAUGGGAUGGGUUUGUUAGGCAGCGGCUGGGGAAGCAGGAGAUCGAUGGACGGUAGAGUGGGAAGCGACUACAUGAACAUGUCUCCCAUCAGCCCUCGCUCUGCCAGCAGCACACCCCCACAAUACCAUGGGCAGCACCUGCAGCAGCCACCCCCGAAGAUGGUCUUUUCCUACUGCUCCCUGCCUCGAUCUUACAAACACACACUAUCUACCCCUUUCCAGGAUGAGCUUGGGCAAGGCACAAGGCCAGGAUGUCGUGGAAAUGAUGACCCGGAGUGCCGGCGCAAGGGGACAGACCACCCGAGCAGACCGGAAGCUUCCACAGGCCCUAAGGAAGGCCACCACCUGUCCCUCUCUUCCUCCUCGUACUCCUCCAGCUCCGCCAGCAGCGAAAGCCUUGAAGAGAGGCAUGCUCAACUCGUUGAAGCCAUAACGGGAAAAGGAAGACUUGGAUCUUUUGGAAACCUUGGCGAGAGCUUUAAGGAUGGAGCACUGCAGCAGAGGCGUGUGCCAGUGGGGCAGAAGCAAUGCAACUUGCAGCCAAUAAGAGGCCGGCCAUCCAGCCUCUUUGUCCAUGUCUCCAAAGCCAGCACCCUCCCUCGGGUGCGGGAACACCCUCUCCUUCCUGCAAAUCAGAGUCCUGGGGAGUAUGUCAGCAUUGAGUUCAAGGGAAAAAUGGCAGGGGCACAGGGGGGACUGGCACAUGGACCAUUGCACAAUGCCCCUGGACACUUCCGGCGACCUGCUGCCUGCCUGGCUGGCUCAUUGACACUCCCCCGUAGUGUGUCUGCUCCCCUGGCCCCACUUGCUGCCUCUGAGUAUGUCAACAUGGAACUGGGUACUUCUCCUGCUUCUUCGCCUCAUUCUCUGAUGCCCCUUGGCUUUCGUUCUGGCAAGAGCCCUCCCAGCCAACUUGCAGUCGCCCCAAAGGCUCGCCGCGAGCGCCAGUUGGGUCCUCGGGAGGGCGAGUUGCCGGACUCUGGCCAGGGGAAGAAUGGCGUACCUGUGGCCAUCACACCAGAGAUGGCGUCAUCUUGUGACUACACUGAGAUGGGCUUCACCUUUGGUGCCGCUGUGCCAUCUGAGUGUGCCAAUCCAGGGCCUCCCAAGGCUCCCGUUGGCCAUACAUCUUCCAUGGAGCUCGGGAUAGACUACCUGCCAACGGAGGUCAACACUGGUCCAGAGCAAGGCCACAAAACAGUCCGGGCGAACCCCCAGGCUCGGCGACGCCACUGCUCGGAGACUUUCCUCGCUCUCUCCUCCUCUUCCUCCGCCACGUCUCCUCCUUCGCUGUUUCCCAAGCAUGGCCAAACAGUGAUUCGGAGGCAAGCGAUGGAUGGCAUACUGUGGGCCAAUGCUGCGGCCGCUCCAUACGUCAACCCCAGGCCUCCCUCACUGCCUGCCGCCCAGCCUUCUUCCAUGGAGCAGGGCCUCAACUACAUCGACCUGGACCUUGUCAACAAGGAGAGUCCUCAUUCUGCACUUGAAGGUUCAUCUCCUAACCAGCCUCUUCCAGGUCGCCUCUUCGCCUCCGUCCUGGGUGGUGGACUCAGUGGGUGCGUAGGAGGGGGAAGCAGCGCCGGAAUAAGCCUCAACACUUACGCCAGCAUUGACUUCUACAAGUCUGAGGAGCUUCGGACGCACCAGAAUGGUAGCAAGGAUGGUACAGAAUGCUAAUGGCGCCACCUCCCUGCCCACUCUGCGAUUCGCCCGUGACUGGAGCUCCCUGCCAAUCAAAGACAGCAACACCCUCGAGGGUCUCCAAUCAGGAUCAUGAAGGCGGUCCUGCAUUGCUGGACACGCCCCUGGAGUGCUUUUAAAAUGCUGUCUUUUGUUAAUUUAUUUUUAAGUCGACUGCAACCGACAAAAAAAAGAAAUUAAAAAAUCAUGUGCCAAAAGACUCUGAAAGUGAGGAAAGCCAAUUAACUCUAUAGAUCUCUGAUAAACACAGAGGAAUCCAAGGAACCGUAAAGAACCCCAAGGAUCCCUAAUGCUCUCUGCAGAACCCCAGGAAUCCCAAGGAUCCCUAAGGAACCCUGCACAGCCCUGAGGAAUCCCAAGGAUCCCUAAUGCUCCAUGCAGAACCCUGAGGAAUCCCAAGGAUCCCUAAGGAACCCUGCACAGCCCUGAGGAAUCCCAAGGAUCCAUAAUGCUCCCUGCAGAACCCCAGGAAUCCCAAGGAUCCCUAAGGAACCCUGCACAGCCCUGAGGAAUCCCAAGGAUCCCUAAUGCUCCCUGCAGAACCCUGAGGAAUCCCAAGGAUCCCUAAGGAGCCCAGCGGAACCCUGAGGAAUCCCAAGGAUCCCUAAGGAACCCCGAAGAGCCCUGAGGACCCCAACUUGUAGAAGAUCAUAAAAUUAUAUAGACCCUAAAUGCCAAGCAGGAACUAGUAAAAUUUAUUCUCUGUUCUAAGCAUAUUAUUAAUAAUAACAAUACUAAUAAUUGUAAUUAACAUGUUAUAUAAUCCAAAACUUAUAAUGAAAUAUAGUGAUUAUAUGAUUACUGAACACGUGUAUCACUUUUUAAAAGUGCCUUUUAAUUUGAUUGUAGCCAUUUUACUAAGAUAAUCAUGAAUAGGUGAAACAGAGUAAAAAGUUCUUCAUUUGUCCAUUUUUAUAGUAUCCACUGGAAGGCAGAUAUAAGUCUCUGUCUGUAGGACUGCAGCGUUUCUCAGUCACGCCGCCAGGCUGGUCGACCAGGCGGCCCCCGCGUGAUUCCCCUUGCCCCCCCCCCACAAAAUCCACCACAGGAGAUCUCUGUCCUACGUAGGAACUCACACGAGUAGCCAGGAAUCACACGUGCACGUGCCGCUGGACCUGCGAGCGUAUUCGUACACGCACACUCGACCUUGACGUCUGGCUGAUCAUUGGCUGAUGACCGUGAGCGCCCCCUGGAGCCGACGGGGUGCAAGGCGGCCUUCCCGGGGGCAGCAGUGGAAUACAGUGGGUGUGUCCAGUGCACAGGGUAUUUCCCCGUGUGUCCCGGCAUCCUCCAUCCGCUGGGCACCUGGGUUACUUACAUUUUGCAGCAAACCUGAGAUACAACUGUAGUGUCACGUUUUGGCUGUAAUUCUUGCACACUCAUUCUUCCUUUUUUUCCUCCUCUUCCUCUUCCUCUUCAUCAUCCUUUCCACCGAAUUUUUAUGUCCUUCUCUUCCUUUUCUCUAACUUCCCCUCUAUCUCUUCUUCCUCUUUCUUUCCCUUUCAUGUAUCUAUUUCUCUUCCUAUCCCUCUUCAUCUUCCACUCCUCUUCCUUGCACUCUCCCUUUUCUCUCUGUUUCUCUUUCUUCUGCCCUCCCCCUUCCUCUCCUCUCCCUCUAGAGACACACCCACACCUAUCUCCAGAAACACUGAAGUGCCUGCAAGUCCUUCACCUGGGUUCAGAGACAAUGCCCCGCCCCCUUGACCCCGCCCCCAGAUCCUGGCCCCACCCACUCACACACAUACAACCAGCCAAUACAGAUAUAAUGUCAGUGUUCCAAAGGAUCUGCCUCUUAUUGCGCAAAAGAUAAUGUCGCGUGACAUCAGACCACAGUCAAACGUUUGAAUUGUUCCUUCUUCACCCGACCCCCUCCCCACCCUGCCCCCAGGUUUUCUUUCUGAUUCUCUGAUUGACGUGUGCGUGCGAGCUUACGCCUGUGACGGACCUUAACGUUAAGCUACCUAUCCUCCAGCGGAGUGCACGGCGUCGUGCUUUUGUACCAUACUUCUGUUCACUGUAGCUCUAGUGCUCACGCAUUCCCGCCUCACUAUUCCUGCGCCAGCUGCAAAGCGCUGUGGUUAAUCCAUCAGAAACUGAACUUUUGCUUUAUAACCACGGACCAGGAUGCGUCUGCUGUUUUUACCAGACCUCAGUUGCCGGUCGGUGGCAGAGGCCGUACCUAAUCCCCCCUGCAUGUGGAUCGCUGCACACGUAAAUGAAAAGCUGAUUUCAUAUUUCCACGCUGUCUGUCCCGUCCUGGGACUCACCACAGUGGACUCAUCUGCUUUAACGCUGUAGAUUUUUGCCUUGACUUUUUGCAAGUUUUGUUAAAAAACAGACAAACAAAAAAAGAUUAUCUUAAGCAAGCCUGCAUCUGGAUUUCAGUCUCUGAAAUAUGUUGAAGAAGGUUUUUACAUUUCUUUAUAAAAGGGUAAUUCCUGCUUUUUCAUUCAAGUUUACAGGUUUAUGAUUUUUACAUGAUAGAUAUUUUAUAUCAUUGUUUCCCUUUUAUUUAAGACUGAUUUAUACUGAAAACAUUGAGGAAACUGCGGAAGUAAAGAUUUCAGGAAUGUUUGCAUGUAUGUCUGGCUGUAGUCUGUCUGUGUGUUAAUUUCCCCAUGAACUCUACUGCCUUAAGAGCUGCUGAUAACUAAUUCUUUAUAUGACAAGAGCAUUUUGAGAACAAGGCAGUUUGGCAGGAGUUUAACUUCGAAAACACUAAACAUUUCUGAAGGUUUAGACCAGUGUCUGCCAAUCCGGUCCUCAGGUACCGGGAGCUGGGAGGGAGCAAAAAUGUGGGCUGUCUGGCAGGGAGCUGAGAGGGAGCAAAAAUGUGGAUUGUCUGUGGGUCCCCAAGGACCGGGUUGGGAAACACUGCUUUACACCAAGUUAAACCCAAGAAGCCAAGCUUCAGCUUUUUUAAAAAAAUAUUGAAAUACCUUUAACGGGGAAAGACCCUUGGAGGAGAGUUACUGCAGAGCUCAGUAUAAUUGAAAUUACACUGGUGAUGAAGGCUGUAUUAUGUUAAUAAGAUAAUGAUGCUUUGUGGAACGGAAUGAGCAGCACAUGUCUUUUACUGUAGGAUUUACGCAUUUUUUUCUGUAUAUUGAGGAGUAGAAUUUGAGGGAUGCGGGGAUACAGGGUUAAUUAAAUGACUGUGCUUUUUUUCUCUCCUCUUAAUGGCAAACUUGCAAAAUGGCAGACCAUAGCGAUUCUUGCCUGUGAUGUA